CAAGCUUCCCGGCUCCUGGGCAGUGGGGAAGCCCCCGGGGGCGGGUGACCUUAGCUGGCCACGACCCAGCCCUCCCCCGUGCGUAUCUCGCUUAAGAUGGCAGCGGAGUCAGGGGAACUAAUCGGGGCUUGCGAGUUCAUGAAAGAUCGGUUAUAUUUUGCUACUUUAAGGAAUAGACCAAAAAGCACAAUAAAUACCCACUAUUUCUCCAUCGAUGAGGAGCUGGUCUAUGAAAAUUUCUAUGCAGAUUUUGGACCUCUGAAUUUGGCAAUGGUGUACAGAUAUUGCUGUAAACUAAACAAGAAACUGAAAUCAUACAGUUUAUCAAGAAAGAAAAUAGUACACUACACCUGUUUUGACCAACGGAAAAGAGCAAAUGCAGCAUUUUUGAUAGGUGCCUAUGCUGUAAUCUAUUUAAAGAAGACACCAGAAGAAGCCUACAGAGCACUCCUAUCUGACUCAAACACCCCUUAUCUUCCAUUCAGGGAUGCUUCGUUUGGAAAUUGCACUUACAGUCUCACCAUCCUCGACUGUUUGCAGGGAAUCAGAAAGGGAUUACAACAUGGAUUUUUUGACUUUGAGACAUUUGAUGUGGAUGAAUACGAACAUUAUGAGCGAGUUGAAAAUGGUGACUUCAACUGGAUUGUUCCAGGAAAAUUUUUGGCAUUUAGUGGACCACAUCCUAAAAGCAAAAUUGAAAAUGGUUAUCCUCUUCAUGCCCCUGAAGCCUACUUCCCUUAUUUCAAAAAGCAUAACGUGACUGCAAUCGUGAGGCUGAACAAAAAGAUUUACGAGGCAAAGCGCUUCACAGACGCUGGCUUCGAGCACCAUGACCUCUUCUUCAUAGACGGCAGCACACCCAGCGACAACAUCGUGCGAAGGUUCCUGAACAUCUGUGAGAACACGGAAGGGGCCAUCGCGGUUCACUGCAAAGCUGGCCUUGGAAGAACAGGGACAUUGAUAGCCUGUUAUGUCAUGAAACACUACAGGUUUACACAUGCUGAAAUAAUUGCUUGGAUCAGAAUCUGCCGGCCGGGCUCCAUUAUAGGACCCCAGCAGCACUUCCUGGAAGAAAAGCAAGCAUCAUUGUGGGUCCAAGGAGACAUUUUCCGAUCCAAACUGAAAAAUAGACCAUCCAGUGAAGGAAGUAUUAAUAAAAUUCUUUCUAGCUUAGAUGAUAUGUCUAUUGGUGGAAACUUAUCUAAAAUACAAAACAUGGAAAGAUUUGGAGAGAAUAAUUUAGAAGAGGACGAAGAUGUGGAAAUGAAAAAUAGUAUAACUCAAGGAGACAAACUACGUGCCUUAAAAAGUCAGAGACAGCCACGCACCUCACCGUCUUGUGCAUUUAGGUCAGAUGACACGAAAGGGCAACCAAGAGCAGUGUCCCAGCCUUUCAGAUUAAGUUCUUUGCCACAAGGAUCUGCGCCUACUUUGAAGACAGCAAAAGUGGCUUUGUCCCCUUCAGCGACGGCCAAAAGGAUAAACAGAGGUUCUUUGUCUUCAGGCCCCAGUGUAAGAAGCUUUUCCAUAAAUUCCAGGCUAGCCAGUUCUCUAGGGAACUUGAAUGCUGCAACAGAUGAUCCAGAGAACAAAAAGACCUCCCCACCCUCUAAGGCAGGUUUCGCAGCCAACCCGUUCACCAGCCUCUUGAAUGGCAGCUCCCAGCCGACUACCAGAAAUUACCCUGAACUCAACAACAACCAGUACAACAGAAGCAGCAGCAGCAGCAGCAGCGGCGGUGGUGGGGGCAACCUGAAGAGCCACCUAGGCCCCCACAGCGCCAAGACCGAGGAACACGCUACUAUCCUCAGACCCUCCUACGCCGGGCUUUCUUCUUCUUCAGCGAGAUUCCUGAGCCGGUCUAUCCCCUCCCUUCAGUCUGAAUAUGUUCAUUACUAAGGCCUUGCCACUCCGGUGAAUGCUGUUCCACUCUUAGACACAAUUUCUUCAUCCAGACGAGCAAUGUAGAGGGAAACAAUUUCCUGCUGGAAGAACAUCUCUGCCUUCUUACCUUAAAUUAAGGAGAGCACUAAGAUAACACCUCCAAGAGACUUGAAACCAAAAAACUGGUUAAUGACUACUAUAAAUGCUACUACUGAAAUUAUGUUUAUGGAGAUUUCAACACUUUUUAAGACAGUUUAAUGCUAAAUUUGGUAUUUUGAAAGGUUAUUUUUAAUGUAUUUCGGUAAUACAUUUAUUAUUGCAUUUACAUGUACAGUGUUAACAUUAUAUAUGUAUUGUGAACUUUGAAAGACUAUUUUGAUAAAUUUAUAAAUAUAUAAAAUUAUGUAAAAACUAGACUAUAUUUUGAUUUAGAUUUUCAUGAUGUUUGCUACCAAAAAUUUGUAUUUUAAAUUUGUUUAGUUUUAGUAUGGUUUUGUCUACAAUGAAUAAAUAAUUCCUCCAUAUAAAGAAAGAGGAAGAGAAAGUUUUAGAAAGUGAUUUUUAUGCUCCUACUAGGAAUACGGCAGAUCAGUUCAUUCUUUCGGGAAGUCAGUCUAAUUUAACUCAGUUUAUCCAAGUUUAUCUCUACCAAGAGUACAAUCAUCUGAUAUGUCUUAUUUAGGACAAUUUCCUUUCCUUUUGUUUUUGUUGCUGAGCCAAUUAAAUUAGUUUUGCAUCCUUGGGGCCUUUAAAAAACUUAGCAUACAGUUGAAGAUCAGAAUUCACUGAAUGUUUCUCCUGAAAGCAUGGUGUUUCUCUGUGAAAUGACUCAACAUUCCAAAUGCUUUUAUUUCUUUCUUCCUUUCAAAAGAGUUCUUAAACCGAAUAAAAUAUCCUACUUUUGGUACGAAGUUGCUGUUGCCUGUAAUCACACAUGGUCUGAUGCCAGUUUUAAAUCAAUGAAGAGAAAAAAGACAGAAAAAGAUGCUGCUAAGUAGUUCUCUAUCUUAAAGGAGAUGUUUUUAAAACAGAAUACACCCCCCGAGUGCACACGCGUAUCUGGAACCUUACAAAAAAAUAAAAGGACCCCUCUUAUAGGUACUCACAGCUCUUUGAUGUAAGUGUAAUCUUGUUUUAGGUCUUCAGAAACCUGCAGGCUUCCUUUCUAGGAGGAGUCAGGGAGCCUUAGAUCCUGAUUCCCUUCCAGGCUGCUUAGGAAUGGACUACUCCGACCUUGAAAGUGCUAGUUAAAUGGAUUCAUAUGAAGUGUUUACUCCCAACCAUUGAGUAAAUUAGAAUGUAUUUAUUAGGAGGGGGUACCUUGAGACUAUGUGCUUCAGCACAACAGUUUUGUUCAUGUUGUUUGUUUUUAAAAAGGCAUUUAAAUGAAUGUUUGACUCAGGUUUGUUAACCUUCAAUAAUUGCAGUACCAAAAAUUGCACUAAACUGAUGAAAAAAAUGAAUUGUAUGUUUUAGGAAUAAAAAUUAAAAUAAGUGGAAUUAAAUUGUUUAUCUUUUCUAAAGCUGAAAAAGUAAAAUAUUUUAUUAUGAGUUAUUGUAAAAAAUUGGGUAAUUGUACAGAAAGAUGAUAGUAUUUUUUGAGAUAAUCAUUGAAAAGUAAUUCAUAUGACAUUUGAAAAGUAGGGGAAAGGGAACCAUGUUGACGGUUUUAGUUCUGUGAACACUAAUUUGUGUGCAGCUAUUAAAAUGAUUGUAAAGUUGACUACUGUAAAUUUUCCAUAAUUUUGUGUUAAUGUCAUAUGUAUCUACAUGUGUAUGUCUUAAAAAUUAUUUUACACAUGUUUGUACAUAGACACACCAAGAGGUGGAUGUAUAUAAUAUAGAAAGUAUAUAGCAAAGUAAUUCUACUCCAAUAAUAAAAAUUGUUUGACAUGUAUUUUCUUAUGAAUAGUUUAUCCUCCAAAAGAUAUUUUGUUCUAUUUUAAAGUGUAGAAGAAUACACUGCUAAUAAAUAAAAGUUUUAUGCAAUUUA
Lemur catta (Ring-tailed lemur) is the source of this 3877-nucleotide messenger RNA. It is a transcript of the gene CDC14A, whose product is annotated as cell division cycle 14A. The record is from RefSeq and is a predicted model, not a curated record. The transcript is spliced from 16 exons. Gene Ontology annotation, molecular function: protein tyrosine/serine/threonine phosphatase activity; protein serine/threonine phosphatase activity. NCBI's taxonomy places the organism in Eukaryota, Metazoa, Chordata, Mammalia, Primates, Lemuridae. The coding region runs from base 97 to 1899 and encodes 600 amino acids. Gene Ontology annotation, biological process: regulation of exit from mitosis; microtubule cytoskeleton organization; protein dephosphorylation. Gene Ontology annotation, cellular component: spindle pole; centrosome; mitotic spindle.